This is a messenger RNA of Mesorhabditis spiculigera, 285 nucleotides long. The record is from the annotation of a GenBank genome assembly. NCBI's taxonomy places the organism in Eukaryota, Metazoa, Nematoda, Chromadorea, Rhabditida, Rhabditidae.
AUGAACUCUACCUUGACUGUUGCACUGCUUUUGGUGGCUGUUUGCGGGAUUUUGGCCCAGAAGAACAUCAUGAAGCAGGCCGUCGGCCCUUGCAUUGAUGAUGCUUGCCCAAUGCCAGCCCACACUUGCUAUUAUGGACAGUGCGUCCCAACCAGCCUCAAGGUCAAGAUGCAGCUCCCCAAGAAGGCUGAAGCCAUCGGCCCGUGCCUCAACGGACUCUGCCCCACCCCGAAGAGCUACUGCUACAAGAGCGAAUGCUACCCGGAGCCCAAGAACCUCUACGAC